AUGGGGUGGACUUUUAACACCGUAGACCCAGAUGCACCAACGGACGGGCCCAGAAUAUCGGCUGUAGCUAUCGUGAUGACUACCUUAGCAAUGGUUGCUGUGAUUCUGCGGGUUUAUGUUCGUCAAUCAAUGGUCAAAGCCUUCGGAGCAGAUGACUGGGUGAUUAUCUACGCAUGGAUUGCAUCUGCGGGCUUUGCCGUGUUGUCUGUCAUUCAGACACGAUGGGGUCUUGGCCUCCAUAGUAUCGAAGAUUUGCCGACCGAAGACAUUUACAACUUUGGCCUAUACAUGGGCGCUCCAUUUUAUAUCACAAGCAUUCUGGGCUUCAAACUCAGCCUGCUGCUAUCGUAUCUGCGAUUUAUGCCAAAAGGCGCCUACCGCUACACUACCUACGUUGUCAUACUGCUCACCGUUCUCUUCCACCUGGCGUUUCUGCUGGUGCAGAUCAAUCUUUGCCAGCCUGUUCAAGCGCAGUGGGACCCUAGCAUUGUUGAUAAGACGUGCCUCCCUGGUGUCCCGGUCUACACAGCAAUGGCUUCCCUGACCAUUUUAUUUGACGUCACUGCCAUGAUCCUUCCAUUUCCUGUUUUGAUGAGCCUCAAGAUGCAAAACCGGAGAAAGGUUGUCCUUCUCGGGCUUUUCGGCCUAGGCGUCUUCAUCACGAUUAUCCAGAUUAUUCGAAUCCAGACCGUGAAACGACUCGUUGUCUACACCGACAGUGCUCCACUCAUCAUGUGGUCAGCUGUUGAGGCCAAUCUGGGCGUCAUUGUCGCCAGCGUCCCAUGCUUAUCUCCCCUGAUCAAAUACUUCAGAGAACGCAGCACGACGGGCUCCAAAGGAAAAUCUGGUGGGACAGGCCACCUUGUUGGUUCCCAAUAUGCUUUGCGCACCUGGAAGUCGACAAAUAAUGCACGAGACACGCAUCUGGGAGGAUCCGGUUCGGGACAUCGUGCAAAGGCCGAAGCGAGCGUCGUUCGCAAUAAUACCGACAGCACAGAAUACAUACUGGAGCCAACUAAAAUCAUGGCGAAGACUGAGAUAACGGUAACGAGAGUAUAA
Diaporthe amygdali is the source of this 1059-nucleotide messenger RNA. RefSeq lists its product as uncharacterized. The transcript is spliced from 8 exons. The coding region runs from base 1 to 1059 and encodes 352 amino acids. NCBI's taxonomy places the organism in Eukaryota, Fungi, Ascomycota, Sordariomycetes, Diaporthales, Diaporthaceae. The record is from RefSeq and is a predicted model, not a curated record.